Messenger RNA from Gaeumannomyces tritici R3-111a-1, 381 nucleotides. RefSeq lists its product as hypothetical. The record is from RefSeq and is a predicted model, not a curated record. Bases 1 to 381 code for a protein of 126 amino acids. NCBI's taxonomy places the organism in Eukaryota, Fungi, Ascomycota, Sordariomycetes, Magnaporthales, Magnaporthaceae. The transcript has 2 exons.
AUGGAAGGGCUCGUCUUAGUGGUCGAAAACAUACCCGGCGAGGACGAACUCCUCGGGGAGACCAACAGAAAGCUGGCCGAAUUGGACAGCCACAUCCCGCUCUGGAAGUGUCUACACGAGGCGGCGACCAUCUACUCCGACGUCCUGCGCAGCAUGAAGGACAGGUUCAUGGGCCCCCCGAAGCACCCAUUAAUCGCCAGGGCCGAGCCGGACUUCGUCGCGGACGUGGAUGCGGUGGCGGGUCCCGAGCGCCGAUUCGUGGAAAAGGAGCUGGAUCCGACUAAAGGGGCUGUUAGGUUUCUGGAAGACGACGAGGCCAGCGCUGACACGCCGUGGCCGCCCGAGUGGGAGGACGAGAAGCCACCAACGCCUCCACCCUGA